Vanrija pseudolonga is the source of this 1235-nucleotide messenger RNA. RefSeq lists its product as uncharacterized. NCBI's taxonomy places the organism in Eukaryota, Fungi, Basidiomycota, Tremellomycetes, Trichosporonales, Trichosporonaceae. Bases 157 to 1044 code for a protein of 295 amino acids. The transcript is spliced from 5 exons. The record is from RefSeq and is a predicted model, not a curated record.
CACAUGUGUGCUGCAUGCCCGUCGUGCGUGCUCCCCUCCCUCCCCCCUCUUGCCGCUGCACAGCACAUCAUCCGUCCUGUCGCUUUCCUCACCACUUCACCUCUUGCCACCGACACAUACACUUGUCAACUGCCUCUAUAACGCACGCACGUCACCAUGGGACUCUUCUCGCGCGACCCAAUCGAGAAGGAGCAGAAGAUUAUCAGGAACGAGGCCAAGGCCGAGGAAAAGCUCCUCAACCAGGCUCUCAAGGACCUCAACGUUGCGCAGAAGCAGGAGGCCAAGACCGCCCAUGCGGAGCGCGACGCCGUGCAGGACAACGAGAAGCAGAAGCGCUACAUUGACAAGCUGGCCACCGAGCUCGCCAAGCUCCAAACCCAGCACGAGCAGGCCAUCACGAAGCAGCAGCAGAUGGCGCAGGAGGUCGAGUCGAAGCACACCGAGCUUCUUCGCCUCCAGGAAGAGACCGUCAAGGCGCGUGGCGUAGUUGAGGACCUGCAGGCAAAGUACGCCGCCAACAACCAGGUGCGCGACAGCCGCCUCGCGGACCUGACCGCGAGCCGCACUGGCUCGCCCGUGUCCCCGACUGGCGCGAGCGCCGCAGCGGGCGGCGCGGCUGCCGGCGCCGCCGCGACCGAGGCGGCGCAGGCCAAGGCUGCCGAGGCGCAGGCGCACGCGGCGAGCGAGGACCCCGUGCCCGACUACGCGACGAACAAGGCGUCGUCGAUCGCGUCGCCCGUCUCGCCGACGGCUGAGCGCCCGGCCCUACCGGCGCGCAAGGAGGGCUCGGCGGGCUCGGUCACCUCGCCCGUGAUCGACGAGCACAACGGCCACCUCCAUAUCGGCCAGGCGUCCGCCCCCGCCCCCGCCGCUGCCCCCGUCGCGGUCGACGAGCACACCGGCCACCUCAACAUCGGCAAGCCCGCCGUCGAGGCGCCGCCAAUCUCGCCCACGGCUGCUGCCGCCGAGGCGUCCGCGUCGUCGCCUAUUGCGCCACCCCGCCACCCGACGGCCGUUACCCAGAACGCGGCGGCGGGCCUCUAAUACCUGAUACUUGGUCGCAUGAUGGUCUCUCUUCUUUCACGGGUCGCCUGUCUUUCACGUUACGCGGUUGGUUCCCUGGUUCUCCUAAUGCACAUGGUUGUUUGUGAGGAUGUGGCUGUUGGGGACUCGAGAGAUGAACUGAACUCGAGUAAACCUCCUCCAGCUCGGCCGAACGCCCAACACCACCCCGC